Messenger RNA from Nomascus leucogenys (northern white-cheeked gibbon), 2947 nucleotides. RefSeq names its product zinc finger protein 792 (gene ZNF792). Gene Ontology annotation, biological process: regulation of transcription by RNA polymerase II. NCBI's taxonomy places the organism in Eukaryota, Metazoa, Chordata, Mammalia, Primates, Hylobatidae. The record is from RefSeq and is a predicted model, not a curated record. Gene Ontology annotation, molecular function: DNA-binding transcription factor activity, RNA polymerase II-specific; RNA polymerase II cis-regulatory region sequence-specific DNA binding.
UCCUUCCCGUCCUGGACCCCCCAGCCUGACAAGAGGCUGGGCAGAAACUCGCGAUUCCCAGGCCCUGCCUGUGCACCAGCGGCUGGCGCCAGGCCAAUGACAGUACGGGAGAGGGCGACUCUCCCGGCCGCCUCGGUGGGGGCCGGAACUUCCUGCACUGCAGCCUCGCAGGUCAUUUCCCAGCGGGGAGGCUGAAUCCCCAGGAGCUGGGGACCCCGGGUUGGGGGCAGGGCGGGUGGGGCUGCGCCCGUGAAGCUGCCGCGCCGGCUUUCCCGGACCGCGCGGGCGACAGUGAGGCCGGGACCCCCUCCGCGCCUUUGCACCAGCCGUGACCCCUUGCAACGGGGGUACCCGGCGGAGCUGCGCGCUCUCGGCGCCCCCAGAGCCUGCGCCCCGGGCCCCGUGCGCAUUUUGCACCGGGGAGACUGAGGCUAGGAGUGGGUCAGACUCAGCCAGGAGGGGUCACACCUCGCCUGGGGCACGGCCAGGUGGGUGGCAGCCUCAGCCUGCGAGACCCCCUGCCCCCGCCCCUUGGUCGCCCGCACCGUGGGGUCCUGCUCUGACCACAGACUCCGAUGGCGGCGGCGGCGCUGCGGGACCCCUCGCAGAGCUGCGUGACCUUUGAGGACGUGACCAUUUACUUUUCCCAGGAGGAGUGGGUGCUCCUCGAUGAGGCUCAGAGACUCCUGUACUGCGAUGUGAUGCUGGAAAACUUUGCACUUAUAGCCUCGCUGGGACUUAUAUCUUUCAGGUCCCACAUCGUUUCCCAGUUGGAGAUGGGGAAAGAGCCCUGGGUGCCUGAUAGUGUGGAUAUGACUUCAGCCAUGGCCAGAGGGGCUUAUGGCAGGCCUGGCUCUGAUUUUUGCCGUGGAACAGAGGACAAGGACUUACCUUCUGAGCAUAAUGUUUCUGUAGAAGGAGUGGCACAGGACAAGAGUCCUGAGGCAACUCUGUGCCCCCAGAAGACCUGCCUCUGUGACAUAUGUGGCCUACAUUUGAAAGACAUUUUGCGUUUGGCUGAACACCAGACAACACAUCCCAGGCAGAAACCAUUUGUGUGUGAGGCAUAUGUGAAAGGCUCUGAGUUCAGUGCAGACCUUCCCCAGAAACAGGUGCAGCAGAACGUACACAACCCUAUCAGAAGGGAGGAGGGCCAGGCUUCCCCUGUAAAGACCUGCAGAGGCCACACAUCAGAUCAGCUUUCCACCUGCCGGGAGGGUGGGAAGGACUUGGUGGCCACAGCAGGGUUUCUGCAGUGUGAGGUCACUCCCAGCGAUGGGGAGCCACACAAGGCCACCGAAGGUGUGGUGGAUUUUCACAUUGCACUAAGGCAUAACAAGUGCUGUGAAUCUGGGGAUGCCUUCAAUGACAAAUCCACUCUUGUUCAGCACCAGAGAAUCCACAGCAGAGAAAGGCCUUAUGAAUGCAGCAAAUGUGGAAUCUUCUUCACUUAUGCCGCUGACCUCACUCAACACCAGAAAGUUCACAAUAGAGGAAAACCAUAUGAGUGCUGUGAAUGUGGGAAAUUCUUCAGCCAGCACUCCAGCCUUGUUAAACAUCGCAGGGUUCACACCGGUGAAAGCCCUCACGUCUGUGGUGACUGUGGGAAAUUCUUCAGCCGAAGCUCCAACCUCAUUCAGCAUAAGAGGGUUCACACUGGUGAAAAGCCAUAUGAGUGCAGCGACUGUGGGAAGUUCUUCAGCCAACGUUCCAACCUCAUUCAUCAUAAGAGGGUUCAUACGGGCAGAAGUGCCCAUGAGUGCAGUGAAUGUGGGAAAUCUUUCAACUGCAACUCCAGCCUAAUUAAACAUUGGAGAGUUCACACUGGAGAAAGACCUUACAAGUGUAACGAAUGUGGGAAAUUCUUCAGCCACAUCGCCAGCCUCAUUCAACAUCAGAUAGUUCACACUGGCGAGCGGCCUCACAGGUGCGGCGAGUGUGGGAAAGCCUUCAGCCGUAGCUCUGACCUCAUGAAACAUCAGCGAGUUCACACUGGUGAGCGGCCUUAUGAAUGCAAUGAAUGUGGGAAGUUAUUUAGCCAGAGCUCCAGCCUCAAUAGCCAUCGGAGACUUCACACUGGUGAACGGCCUUACCAGUGCAGUGAAUGUGGGAAAUUCUUUAACCAAAGCUCCAGCCUCAGUAACCACCGCAGACUUCACACCGGUGAGCGGCCUUAUGAGUGCAGCGAAUGUGGGAAAACCUUCAGGCAGAGGUCCAAUCUGAGGCAGCACCUGAAAGUUCACAAACCAGAUAGGCCUUAUGAAUGCAGCGAAUGUGGGAAAGCCUUCAACCAAAGGCCUACCCUCAUUCGGCAUCAGAAGAUUCACACCAGAGAAAGGAGCACGGAGAAUGUGCUCCUUCCCUCUUCACAGCACACACCAGAGAUAAGCUCUGAGAACAGACCUUAUGAGGGUGCUGUCAACUACAAGUUGAAACUUGUUCAUCCAAGUACCCACCCUGGGGAGGUUCCCUAGGAAUGCUAGCUAUGUUGGAAGCUUUCUGGAGACAAGUUACAUUCUCUUACUGUGGAUUUUAUCAGCGUUUUUUCACUGCUGGGGUUGUGAUAGAAGCCAUGUCAGCACCACACACUGCAGCUCUCCAAAGAGUGUGUCCACCACUCCACUGUGCUCAGGGAAGGCAGACCUCUCUCUUUCCAAUCCCUAAAGGGAAUUAGGAGUAAUCUGAAGCCAUGGGAAGAUGUCAUUCCCACCCUGUAUGGCUGGUUUAGCCAUGGACAUGACCGGCUUUUGGCUCUGAAGACCUGAGCAGGGUUUUGCCAACAGCUUGUUCUAGAGAUUUCCCUUUUUCUGGGACAUUGUUGGUCUCUUAUUAUGCCUGUGAAGGAUUUGUCCAGCCUUCAUGUUACUCUGCACAACAACUUAUCUCCUGUGCACUGCCCUGGUUCAUGCGAUGAUAACGGCCUUAUGAUAAAGCCUUUAAUCCUCCA